This is a messenger RNA of Necator americanus (New World hookworm), 5724 nucleotides long. RefSeq lists its product as uncharacterized. The transcript has 17 exons. NCBI's taxonomy places the organism in Eukaryota, Metazoa, Nematoda, Chromadorea, Rhabditida, Ancylostomatidae. Gene Ontology annotation, biological process: double-strand break repair via nonhomologous end joining; DNA integration; mitotic DNA integrity checkpoint signaling. Bases 1 to 5724 code for a protein of 1907 amino acids. Gene Ontology annotation, cellular component: nucleus; site of double-strand break; condensed chromosome. Gene Ontology annotation, molecular function: histone H3K36 methyltransferase activity; single-stranded DNA endonuclease activity; double-stranded DNA binding. The record is from RefSeq and is a predicted model, not a curated record.
AUGAAGGUGACCUGCUUGCUGGCGCUUCUGGCGCUAGCCGUCGUCCAGGCACAAUCCCGAAUCAGUCGAUGGGGUGCAGAGGCUCACGUGAGGUCAAAAAGAGAAUAUGAGAUGCACAGUUGGCUUACGGAGGAGCAAAAAGAGGCGCUUAAAGAGCUCAAAGGGAAAUCAGUGGAAUUUCGUGACAAGGUGCUUGAGUUCUACAAUCAACUUCCUCAAGAAAAACGAAAGGAAUGGGAUGAAUUCUACAAGAAGGAUUGCGUGGCAUGGAUUAAAGAAGUAGCCACCGAAGAAGAAAUAAAGGAGUUGAAGGAGCUUAAGGAAAAGAAAGAUAAGGAGACAUUAUUGGCGAAGGUGCGCGCCUACAAAGAUCGUCUUCCAGAAAAGAAGCGGAAAGGAGUAGAAUUAUACGAGGAUACUUGCCUUGAGCUAUACAAAGACGAACUAUCACGGAAGCGGCGUGAUAUUGACAAGAAUUUUGAAGAAUUCACCAAAUGGAUGACCGAGGAACAGAAGAAGGAGAUAAAUGACUUGAAAGACGCCGGGAAAACAUUCGAAGAGCUCCGCGAGAAAACAGUGAAAUACUUCGAGGCGUUGCCAGCCGACAAGCAGGAAUCGCUGAAAGAGGAGUUCAAGGGGAAAUGCAAGGCGUUCUUCAAGAAAAUCUCAACUCCUGAAGAAAUGGAAAAAAUGAAAGCAUUGCAUGAAGCGGGUAACGAUGAUGAGAUCCAUACUUUGCUGAAGGAUGUGAUUGCACGUCAAAGCGGUGAUGAUCAAAAACUCUCCAAAAAAAUGCAAAUGCUUUGCACCGACGUAUUUGCCGUAAAAGCAAAGAGGAGACGUGAUAUCGAUGAGAAGAUCAAUAGGAGAUUAUCGUGGAUGACCUCGGAUCAGAAGGAGGAGAUCAAGAAGAUGUACGCUUCUGGAAAGCCGCAAGCAGAUAUCCGAGCGAAAAUCUUCGAAUAUCUAAGUGCCCUGGAAGGGCCGGCCGGUGUUGCUGCCAAAGAACAGACGCAGAAGGAGUGCUAUAAGUGGAUGGAAGAUGUGGCAACUACGGAAGAAAUAGCUGCGCUGCACAAAAUGCAUGAGACGGAUCACGAUGGCUGCAAGAAAAAAGUGCGCGAGUUCAUGGGUCGAUUGUCCGCCGACAGAAAGGCGGAAGUCGAGAAAAAUCUUCCGUUCUGCGAAAAAGUAUGGUACGGUGAUCACGAUCACCACGGUCAUCAUGGACAUCAUGGACGUCGUCAUUUGGCGGAGAGAAGACGCCGUCAUUUGCAUGCGAUCGACAAGUUCCUCGAUUGGUUGACACCUGAGCAGAAGAACACACUUGAGGACAUUGAGAAAAGCGGGAAGCAUUUUGACGAAGUGGUCGCUAAAGUCAAGGAGUUCUAUGGUGCACUCCCCGAGGAAAAGAAGGCAGAACUGAAAACCAACUUUAAGUCGCAAUGCUCUGCUCGGGUGAAAGAAGUGGCAACUCCGGAAGAGAUGGAAAGCAUCAAACAAAUGCACGAAUCGAAGAAUCAUGCCGAUUUGAAGAAGAAGCUGUCCGAGCUUGAGAAUAGGUUGACUGAAGAGCAGAAGCAUACGGUGGAGCAUGUACGCGAAGUGUGCUUUGGAGUAUGGGAGUUGGAGAACACUCGCAGGAGACGAGAUCAUCACGAACACCACAUCGACGAAGAUAUGGAGAAGUACUUGACGUGGUUAACAGCAGAACAGAAGGAAAAAGUGAAGGAAACGUUCGAGAAGGACCGUGAAGCAGCUUACAAAAUGAUUAUGGAAAUGUUCGAAUCAUCCAGCGGCGAAGUGAAAUCGAAAGCAACCGAAGAGCUCAAAUCUGCAUGUAAACAUUACGGAAGAGAUAUCCUCGGCGACAAAAACGCGGACCUCAUCAAAGAGAUGAGGGAAACCGGUGCCACAAAUGAAGCUAUUAUGAAAAAAAUCGAAGAAAUGAUCGCCGAGAUGACGGACGAUGAUCGAAAGAUGAAGGCGGGACAUCUAACGGCUGGAUGCAAAAAAAUCUACGGGGCAGGAAGAACUCGUCGAGAUCAUCACCAUCAUACUCUCGAAGAGGCGUUCGAGAAGUAUCUGACCUGGUUGAAUGACGAACAGAAGGAGGAGCUGAAGUCGUUGAAGGAAAGUGGUGACAAGGAAGGGAUCUACAAAAAGAUCCUGGAGUAUUUUGAUGGCACCUCCGGAGAGACGAAAGUAAAAGCUGCUGAGGAGUUGCAGGCGGCAUGCAAGCACUACAUCAAGGAUUUCCUUGGUGACGAAAAAGCAGCGGAAUUCCGGCAAAUGAAGGAAAGCGGUGUGUCGGUCAGUGAGAUUGCGAAGAAAGUGGAAGAAGCGAUAGAGGCGAUCACUGACGAUGCGCUGAAGUCGAAGGCACAAAAAGCUUCGAUCGCUUGCAAGCGUGUGUUUGAUGUGCCAAAACGCCUCAGGAGGGAUCACCAUGAGCACUCUUUCGAGGAGGCGAUGGAGAAGUACUUGUCGUGGCUGACUGACGACCAGAAGAUCGAAAUGAAAUCACUCCACGAUGCUGGUGACAAAACCACAAUGUACGAGAAGAUCAUGGAGAUGUUCGAGGCAGCAACUGGUGAAACGAAGGAAAAGGCGGCUAAGGAACUGAAAGGUGCUUGCAAACACUACGUUAAGGACCUCAUUGGUGAUGAGAAUGCAGAGAAAAUUCGUGAGAUGAAGGAGAGCGGUGCUUCGAAUGACGAGAUCGCCACCAAGGUUGAAGAGAUGAUCGAAGAAAUUGCUGAUGAUGAGAAAAAAUCACGAGCAUUGAAAGCGUCAACGUACUGCAGAAAGAUCUACUCCGCCAGCAGUCGCAUGCGACGGGAUCACCACGACCACGAACACAACAUCGAGGAAGCUAUGGAGAAGUACUUGUCGUGGUUGACUGAGGACCAAAAAGCAGACGUUAAAAAAGUGUUCGAGGCGGAGGGACGUCCGGCUGUGUAUAAGAAAGUGUUGGAGUGGUACGAGUCAGCUGAGGGCGACGUUAAGGAGAAGGCCACCACAGAGUUGAAAGCUGCCUGCAAACACUACGUCAAAGAUCACAUAGGAGAGGAACAAGCUGAGAAACUGAAGGAAAUGAAGGAUAGUGGAGCCACAAAAGAAGAGAUUGCGGCGAAAGUGGACGAGUUCAUCGCUUCUAUUACGGAUGAGAAGAAGAAGGAGCAGGCCACGAGAGCUUCUGUUGCGUGCAAGAAGAUCUACGGCGUUAAGGCUAGCCGUAUGCGACGAGAUUACCAUGAUCAUAAGCACAGUCUGGAAGAAGCUAUGGAGAAGUGGCUGACAUGGCUCAACGAGGAUCAGAAAGCAGAACUGAAGAAGAUCUCUGACGCUGAAGGUCGUGAAGCUGUGUACAACAAAAUUAUGGAAUAUUUUGAUGAGUCCAGCGGUGAAAAGAAGGAAAAAGCUGCCUUCGAACUAAAAGCCGCCUGCAGACACUACAUUACAGACGCUAUCGGCCAAGAGAAUGCGGAAAAAAUCAAGGAAAUGAAAGAGAAGGAUUUCCCACACAAGGAAAUUGCGGACAAAGUAAGGGAGUUUAUUGAAGCUAUUUCUGACACGAAAAAGAAGGAGGAAGCGCUUCGUGCAGCAAAAGGCUGCGAGAAAGUUUACGGUGUCGUUCAGCGGAUGAAGAGGGACCAUCACGACCACGAACACAGUCUGAAAGAAGCUAUGGAGAACUAUUUGACGUGGUUGAGCGAGGAUCAGAAGGGUGAGGUGAAAAAAUUGUUCGAAGACGAAGGGCGUUCAGCUGCGUACAAAAAAGUAAUGGAAUAUUUUGAAUCUGCCAGCGGUGAUGUUAAAGAAAAAGCCGCUACUGAACUGAAAGCUGCUUGCAAGCACUACGUCAAGGAUUACAUCGGAGAGGAGAAUACUAAUAAGAUCAAGGAAAUGAAGGAGAGUGGAGCAAGUAAUGAGGCCAUCGCCACUAAAAUCGAAGAGUUUAUCGCAGCAAUCACGGACGAGGAGAAAAAAGCACGAGCGCUGAAGAUGUCUGCAGGUUGUAAGAAGAUCUACGGCGUGGCUCGUCGUAUGAGAAGGGACCAUCACCACAAUCUGGAAGAAGCUAUGCAAAAAUAUCUUACAUGGAUGAAUGACGAGCAAAAGACUGAGUUCAAGAAGACUCUGGAAGGUGGAGAUCGUCUAGCUGCGUACAAGAAGGUGUUCGAAUACUUCGAGACUACCACUGGUGAGUCGAGAACAAAAGCGGCCGCAGAGUUGAAAUCCGCUUGUAAGCACUACGUCAAGGAUUUGAUAGGAGAGGAGAAGGCUGCCAGGAUAAGGCAUCUGAAGGAGAGCGGUGCCACCAACGAAGCGAUUGCUCAAGAACUUGACGCGAUCAUCUCUCUGAUACCGAACGAGAAGAAACGAAUGGAAGCACAACACGCUGCGGGGGACUGCAAGAGGAUCUACGGCCUGGUGCAUCGUAGGCGAAGGGACCAUCAUGAACCGAAGCUGGAGGAGGCGUUAGGAAAAUAUUUGACUUGGCUCAAUGAUGACCAGAAAAAUGAACUGAAACAGUUGAAGGAGAAGGGGGAUCGUGAAGCGAUUUACAAGAAGAUUAUGGAGUAUUUCGAGUCGGCUACCGGUGAUGUUAAGGAGAAGGCGACCGAAGAGCUGAAAAGUGGAUGCAAACACUAUAUAAUUGCUUUCCUGGGUAAGGAGAAAGCCGACGAGCUGAAGGCGAUGAAAGAUUCUGGUGCAUCUCAAGAAGAAAUGGCGAAAAAAGUCGAUGAAGCCAUAGAAGCCAUCGCUGAUGAAGAGAAGAAGGCGAAGGCGAAGAAGGCGGCGGUUUCAUGUCGUAAGAUCUACGGUGUGACGAAGGCGCGUCGUCAUCUCGUCAAGUAUUCGGCACUGAAGCCCCUUCCGAGCGGUCUGUGCGCGCCUGGUUCCAAGCGUUUCAAAGCCGGAAAUAAGAAACUCGAAGAUGAGCCUCGCUCUGGUCGACCGACUGCAAUAUCGUUCGACGAACUAAAGAAUCUGGCGGAGCAGCAUCCAUAUGAAGGUGUGCGGUAUUUUGCUGCCAGACUUGGCUGUUCGCUGUCCACCGUGAGCAAUGGACUGCGAUCUGUCGGAAUGGUGAAAAAGCUCGUUCAGUGGCUCCCACAUGCAUUGAGCGACGGCAACCGCCAAAGACGCCUAAACAUCUGCACUCAGCUGCUCUCCAGAAGCCGCAAAUUCGACUGGCUGGACACCAUUGUCACCGGAGAUGAAAAAUGGUUCCUCUACGUGAACCACACCCUCAAAAGUGCGUGGUGCGCUAGCGAUGAAGUGCCGGAUCCUUUCGUGAAAGGUGGAAUCCAUGAGAAGAAGGUCAUGCUGAGCGUCUGGUGGGGAGUUCAUCGAAUCUACCAUUUCGAACUGCUGCCGUACAACAUGACAGUUACUGCCGAGGUCUACUGCGCCCAACUGCAAAGGGUGGCCGACAAGAUCCGCAAGGAGCACCCGAAGCUCGAUAACAUUCGCCUGCUGCACGAUAGCGCGCGUUCUCACAUUGCGAAGAAGACUUCCCAGAAAAUUCAGGAGCUCGGGUGGAAAGUUCUACUGCACCUACCAUACAACCCGGACCUGGCCCCGGGCGACUAUCACCUCUUCCGAUCGCUUCAGCAUCACCUGGAAGAGAAGCGCUACGAUGAUCGUGACCUCGAAAAUGACCUUCGGGCUUCCCUCCAAGUCGCCGGAGCUCUGCGCCAAAGGAAUCCGUGA